AUGGAAAACCAAUCAAUGUUGGUGGAAGCUUUAACAGAUAAAACAAAGAAACUCAGAUGUACGGGUAAAGCUGUGAAGUUAAAAGCUAGUGAAAAGGCUGUUGAAGAACUUUUCAAUACUGGCCUGGUAGGAAAGCUCCUAGCAGACAGAAACAUCAACAAAAAUGCAGUGAAGGCUAUUAUUCUGAAAGCAUGGAGGACCUCCAAGGGCGUGCAGAUUGUAGAUCUAAAGGAAAAUAUUUUUGUGUUCAAGUUUGCAUGUGAAGGUGAUAAAAAGAGGAUUUUAGAGCUGGGGCCUUGGAAUAUUGAAGGGUUUCCUCUUAUCCUCAAACAAUGGCACCAGAAUAUGUCAGUUGAUGAUUUGGAUUUUUCAAGUAUCCCUUUAUGGGUUCAAAUACACGGUCUCCCCAUUGAGUAUAUGUCGAAGGAAAAUGCUGAGGAGAUUGGUGCUCUAGUGGGAGAAGUGUUAGAGGUGGAUUUUACUGGUAGUGGGGGUGUGUGUAUGAGCAAAUUUUUAAGGGUGAAGGUUGAGAUUAAGGUGGAGGAUCCUCUGCUGAGUGGUUUUUUCCUGGACAGAAACACACAACCGAAUUUGUGGAUUCGGUUUAAAUAUGAAAGAAUAGCAGAAUUUUGUUUCAAAUGUGGAAGGUUGGGUCAUUUAAAAGCAAGAUGCAUUUGGGCAGAUGCAGAGGUGCAACCAAAUUCCAAGGAACCAUUUGGAUUAGGGCCAUGGAUGAAGGCUGAAGCAGCUAGUUAUAGAGCUUCACGGUGGGUGGAGUUCAUAGCUGAUAAUAAUCAAGCUUGUGAAGAAGUAGAUGUGGGAAGGAAGGAGUCAGUUUCCCAGGAACAAGAAGAGAGUAGAAUUCACGCGCUGCAAGUUGGGGGAACCAAGGAAACUCAGGCAGUGAGUUCGAGGCACAAUCUGGCAAGUUCUGAAAUUAUGUCUGAUCCUGUCAUUUCAAAAUACAUCUCUCUUAGCAAAGUCCCUAACUAUCCCACCCCAUCCCAACUAAAUACUCAAACAAAUAGCUCUGAAACCACAAAUUUAAUCCCACUUUUCCCCAUGGAAACGGACUGUACAGUUACAACAAAUCCAGCCAUAUCAUCUCAACCAAUGUCCAGUAAAGAUACUGAAAGCUCUAGAAUACAAAGAGAAUUAAACCCUUCCAAAGAAUAUCAACCUUUAUUGGCUGACCCGGGUCUUAGUGAUCCUUCUGUGCUUAUUGGGCUUUCUAAGGCCCAAAAUGAUGUGCUUUCAUGGACUGCAUACUUUAAUGAAGGAGAGAAAUCAGCUCUUGAGUCAGCCAAGGCCCAAAGUAACAAGGAGAUAAGUCAAAUAGAGGUACUUAAUCGUGGGAAAAGGAAAUUGGAGGAAGUAGGGAGCCCAGUUAACUUGAGAGCUCUUAAACUGACCAAAGUGGGAUCCGGCCUUCUCAAAUUAGAGCCACAGUCCAAAGUUUUUAAUCAAACAAGCCAAAACAAGUCCACGGGGAGGGCAAAGAGGUAA
Messenger RNA from Quercus robur (English oak), 1506 nucleotides. RefSeq lists its product as uncharacterized. Gene Ontology annotation, molecular function: zinc ion binding; nucleic acid binding. The transcript has 2 exons. Bases 1 to 1506 code for a protein of 501 amino acids. Lineage: Eukaryota; Viridiplantae; Streptophyta; Magnoliopsida; Fagales; Fagaceae. The record is from RefSeq and is a predicted model, not a curated record.